GAUCGAUUCGUGGAGGGGCUGGCGUGAACGCACGGGAUGUUUCAAUGCGCACGGUUUCCGAUUGGGGAAGCUUGCGCUUGUGGCCUCGUAUGGGGGCUGCCAUGUUGUUCAUCCACAUUGGUCUGUCUAUAGCGUCGUGAUGUAUUGCAUGGCUCUUGGUUUUUGGUAUGCGGGGGUUCGUCUGCAUUCACCUUCGCUCUCCCGUGUGCACUGCAGAUUGUCAGCUGAGUACGUGGCAAAAUGUUGGAAGUUCGUGACAUUCCCAAUGUCCCGCUGUCCCUGGAUGCUGGCAAGUUCCGCGCGAAAAUUUACUGCUUCUCAUCGCUGUCUCGUGAAUGGCUCAAGCACCCUUUGGGUGCUCGCCCUCCAGCCCUGUCUGGCCCCCCAUCAGGUGGCACUGUGUGCAUUCUCCGUUUGAGUGCUGUUGUGUUGUGCAUUGUCAGUUCGAUUGGGAUUGGGUAAGAGAUUUGGGUGAUCCGAGAGCGUGGGACAAUGAGCUCUGUGUUGAAGUCGCUGCAAGAACUUCGAAUGUCCACGCGUUUGCGUUCCUCGUGGCCCAUGUGUAAAUAACGGGUGUUGUGCAUUUCGCUUAAUGUGAUAGCCGGUGUGAUUUCGAGUGAUGCGUUCAGGUGCCAGAGGGUUGCGCGUGAUAUUUGCCAAAUUGUAGUGGAGGGUUGUGGUUUGAAUAUGGCAAUGUCGGUGCCGCCAUUCAACAGGCCACCCUCCCUGACGAUUGGCAAGAUUACCAAGGGAGCCGUGAUGUCGAAGGCACUCGCAUGGAUCGAGUGGUUGAUAUUUGCAGUGCAGAUUGCUAUGCGUGCCUCCAGUCUGGAGCAGUGAGUGUCGCAUCGAGUCGUGGUUCCCCCGUGUUGCGUCUGCAGGACGUCGUGGAUGUGUGAUAAAACCUGGUCUGGCUUGCAAUGUGAAUUCAUACUGUGAGCUCGAGGGAAGACACGGCAUGUUAUGUGUUUUGUAGCUCCCGCAAGCGCCGUGCGGCCCAGGCCAGACAGGUUGCGGUCCACAAGAGUGACAGCCGAAGAUUGGAGGAAGAGGCGCGACGGAUGGAAGCGAAGUUGGAGGUACUUCGCCGGACACUGGACGCGCCCUCCGGCAAGGGCGUUACUUCUGUGAACGGUGCAGACGGUGGGAGCAGGUGGAAGAGCGCUGGAGUUAGCAAGCCGCUCACCAAGGGCUACGUGAAGACCGUGAUGGAGGCCAAGCCCCCGGGCAGGCCGCACGGGGAGCGCAGGACCCCCGGCGGGAGCGCGCCGGGCAGCGGCAGAGCUUCGCCGAGGAGGGAGCCGCAGGAGGCCCCGUCGGCCCCGGCCCCUGCGCUGUGCGACCUCGUGCCGCUGGCGGCGGUCGCCCCCGCGCAGCCGCCGCCCGCGCAGGCCGG
Messenger RNA from Prorocentrum cordatum, 1396 nucleotides. Lineage: Eukaryota; Dinophyceae; Prorocentrales; Prorocentraceae. The record is from the annotation of a GenBank genome assembly.